Messenger RNA from Clupea harengus (Atlantic herring), 1895 nucleotides. Its product is annotated as calcium uniporter regulatory subunit MCUb, mitochondrial-like. Gene Ontology annotation, cellular component: uniplex complex. Gene Ontology annotation, biological process: mitochondrial calcium ion homeostasis; calcium import into the mitochondrion. Gene Ontology annotation, molecular function: calcium channel inhibitor activity. The record is from RefSeq and is a predicted model, not a curated record. Lineage: Eukaryota; Metazoa; Chordata; Actinopteri; Clupeiformes; Clupeidae.
GUGAUGCUGAGAGUCUACUGGAGAUGAUUAGAAAGUGCUGAUUUUUCUGAUUGUGGUGGUUGACAGCUUGAGGUUAGCAGUGAUGGUUCUGAUUAUCCUUUCUUUUAACUCCAACUCUCCCUCUCUGACAUCAUAUGCUUUCAUAAGCUCUCAAAACUCAAGCUAUAUUCAAAAUCUAUAUACAAAUGCGAUAUUUAAUCAUUUCCAAUACACGGAAACUGAUAGCUGAGAAUGUAUCAUUGUCUAUAUGCAAGUGUGUAUUUAUGAGGGAUGGAAGCAGUUGACGCUUGUUGUGUUAACUUAUCCAGGCUACUGUGUCUUGUGAUCAGUGACUCGUAUUAAUAAGCACAUCAGACAGACACGCUGUUGUAUAUCCCCAGUUCAGCUCAAAUUCAAUCUGCUCUUUCGCAAGUUUAGAAGUGACAGCACUUUCCUCCAAUAAGAUCGCUACCGCCGCAGGGUAUGGGCGGAAUACAGUGGAUGUCAACAGACCGGCUCUGGUUUCGAAAAACUCUUUCUUUGUCAGCUUUUGUAUUUCAGGCAGUUCCGCUCGCUGUCGUUGACGCGCGGAAAUGGGUUCACUGGGGCGCCUCCUCACUCUUCGGUUCGGUGGUAUCAACGGCGUUCGGACCAUUCAUCCGCUAUAUUUCGGGAGGAUAAGGACACCCAUUAUUGUCUCCAGGGUGUUAUGCAGCUCCCUGCCUCCUCCUCCAGUGAUAAAGGUUCAGUACAGUCAUGGCCGCCCUGUCCUGCAGCUGCUGCUGCCGUCUCGCGGUGAGGCGUGCCGCUUCCCUCUCAGGCCCAUGACGAUGACCGUGGCUCACUUCCUGUCCGACAUCCAGAAAGAGGACCCUGGGGUGACCACAGCUGCCAUACUCACCACAGAUGGAGAGAAGAUGUCCACCAAUACUCUGCUGGACUCAGUUCUGAGUAAAAACUUCCAGCUAGUAAUCAAUGACACGACCUACAGCGUUAUCUCAGCUUCCAAUGUUGAUAUGUGUCAUGAGCACCUGACUGGGCUGGAGGAUGUGAAGAUGGUGGUGCACAUGCUCUACUCGGCCCUCCAUCUGCCGGAGCACCAGCGCCUCACAGAGAGACAACUCUUGGAGAGACUGGAUGGCCUUAAACAGCAGCUGCAGCCCCUGGAGAAGGAUCGGGCUGGUAUGGAGGCCCGUGCGGAGGUCGAGUCCAUGCGUUAUGUGUGGGGGGGCCUGGCCUUCAUGUCGCUGCAGGCUGGCUUCCUGGGAUACCUCACCUGGAACGUGUUCUCCUGGGACGUCAUGGAGCCCGUCACAUUCUUCAUCACCUACACCUGGAGCAUGGGCCUUAUGGCAUACUUCAUACUCACUCAGCAGGGAUACAGCUCUGCACAGACCCCUGUCUCAGUAGCCGGUCAGGAGUUCAUGUAUGCCGAUGCCAAAGCUCGCCACUUCCUGACCAGCCUCCACCAAGUUGCAGCAAAAGAAGGAUUUAACAUCACACAGUACAACGAGCUCAAGGAGGAGGUUGCCAAGGUGGAGAGUGACUUGCGUCGCCUGAGGAAUCCCAUCAAGCUGCAGUUACCAGUGGAGCAAGUCCAGCGCUGAGACUGACGGGCAGGGUCUUACAGGACAGUACUGCGACCUGUGGAGUUGAGCUGCCCAUUCAGAUGGCAAACGGCUCUAUCUAGACGUGAAACCCAAACUCAGGAACUAAACGUCAUAUCCCAUGAGACACUGCCUGAGAUGGCUUUAGAUGCUUUAGAGCCUGAGUACUACUCUGGGCUUGUAUUGUUUAUGUACUGGAACAAUUUGUACUACAUGCUUUGAUUUGUAUGCUGUCUAUUACUGAAAAAACGUUAUGCUAAUACUAAAUACUAAUAAUUAUGUGGAAAUAAAAAGGUAUUUUCUUGCUUA